This is a messenger RNA of Toxorhynchites rutilus septentrionalis, 1918 nucleotides long. RefSeq names its product rRNA methyltransferase 3, mitochondrial. Gene Ontology annotation, biological process: RNA processing. Gene Ontology annotation, molecular function: RNA methyltransferase activity; RNA binding. The coding region runs from base 109 to 1434 and encodes 441 amino acids. The record is from RefSeq and is a predicted model, not a curated record. The transcript has 3 exons. NCBI's taxonomy places the organism in Eukaryota, Metazoa, Arthropoda, Insecta, Diptera, Culicidae.
CCGGCAAAAGUUGAGAUUUCAACUCAGAUCUCAGAUUGGAAGCAGUCUAUCUUGUUUACAUUGUGAAUUCUCGUACCCUUAAUGCGAUAAUAAAAACAAACGAUCGAAAUGCAAUCAAUUAAGCCAUUUGGUUUCGCUGUUUUAAGAGUCAUCAAUUGCGGCAUCAAACGAAAUCAUGCAUGCUCCCAAAUUAGCCAACAUAAAUCAUUGAUAUCUCGUCAAUGUCAUAUAAGCCCGGAACAUCAUGUUGUCGAGAAAGAUGCUGGAAAUAGUGCUGAAAAUCGGAGAAUGAAAAACAACUCUGAACAUUUACAGGAGGAUAUAGAAAGUAACUUAUUUGACAAUCAACAGCGAAUAAAUUUUCAGCUGGGAAAUAUGAAAGAUAAAGUAAACUGGCUUCGAUCGUCUAGCGAAACUAGAAGAAAUCGAUCGAAACAAAAUGAGUCCAGAGAACCACGUUUUAGUCAAUUAGACACUGAUACGAUUGGCGUUAUGGGACAGUACAAUAAUUAUCGUGAACCGAUCGAAUUGUAUGAUAACGAUCGAAAAUUGAAAUAUUACAAACUUUCGCGAAAGGAUUCUUUGUAUAGAGAUCUUCAACUUCUCAUCACAUCUCGCAAGCGAAGAGAGUUGAAGAAUAAAAUAAUAUUGGAAGGAAAGCGAUUGAUUGUUGAUGCACUUGACGCCGGCUUAUCUGCGGAUUAUCUUCUUUGCAAUCGGCUAUGCACUCUCGACGGGAUUCGAAUAGCAAAACCGACAAAGUUAGUCGAACUGCAAAGUCACCUAAUGCAGGAAUUGUCUGGGCUGGUUACGUGUCCCGGAAUUAUUGGUAUUUUUAAUAAACCACAAAACAUCUCCGAAAUGACAGUAAAAAAAGGAACUUCCUACUCGCUACCGAUUACUGUUGUGUGUGAUAACAUUCGAGAACCCAAUAAUCUUGGCAGUGUCAUAAGAAGCUGUGCCGCAGUUUCAGUUAAAUCGAUUGUGCUUCUCAAAGGGUGCACGUUUCCGUGGGAACCAAAGUGUUUGAGAGGAGGAACAGGUGGACAUUUUCGUACGAACAUAAUUGGUCCAGUGGCGAUAAAUGAGCUGGCAAAGCUUGUUCCACCAACUGCUUCGUUUCUGUUAGCAGACAACAAAAAUGAAAGGGAAAAUGGAAAUUUCGUAUUCUGUGAAUAUGAUGCGGCCAAUUAUUCCGAUAUGGAACAUAUGGUGUUAGUGAUUGGGGGCGAAGCUCAUGGAGUAAGCAGUGAUGUGAAGACGUUUGUAACAAAUUUGGCUGGCAUUGUUGGGAGCAACCAAAAAGCUAAUUAUAAGAUCCACAUCCCCCUGCAAAAUGGUAUCGAAAGCUUCAACACGGCAUCAGCUCUGUCUGUUAUUCUUUGUGAAAUAAGACGUCAAUUGAAACGAGACAAUGAAGAUUCACUGGACUGAAAAUCAAAUACUAUUUAGUACUAUUUUUAUACUCGAUAUACCAGAUACGUUUAUCCCCUCCCCUUGUCACUCUACUGAACUCGAGUCGAUAGCGAGUAGACAGUUUCUUAUCCUAUUUACCAUAGUAUUAAGUGAAUGUGUCAUGUGUUGUGAACUUGGAUAAAGCCUAGGUAACUGACCUAUUUUACAGCUGUACAUGGUUACAGUUGUACUGUGCGCAGCGCCAUAGACGGUUGGUGGUGGGUAGCAUGAACAAACCGAAUCAAAGCACUUGGUAAACGUUCUUUUCAUUGAUUUUCUCAUAAGUUAAUAACUCAUAUUGGGGGCUUCUUUGUAGUGUUUGAUAGUUUAGACGUUAAAUAAAAACCUUUUUCAUUGAAAUAUGUGGUGAAAAUUUCUUAUUGUCAGUUUGACAUACGGUACAAUGUACAACCAAAGUAUGUCUGUCAUGGUACGAUGGUACCUGUACAACGCUGUACACGUA